Cantharellus anzutake is the source of this 1344-nucleotide messenger RNA. RefSeq lists its product as uncharacterized. Bases 1 to 1344 code for a protein of 447 amino acids. The record is from RefSeq and is a predicted model, not a curated record. The transcript has 6 exons. NCBI's taxonomy places the organism in Eukaryota, Fungi, Basidiomycota, Agaricomycetes, Cantharellales, Hydnaceae.
AUGUCUGCCUCACCUAGUUCUACUACCUUCCGAUCCCGUGGCUUCCAGGUGCCAUCUAGCUCUACACCUGUGCAACCAUCACCUACUGAUCUGCCCAUCAAUACUGAUGAAGUGGAUGAUAAUCAACUUGUUGGAGAUGCCAAUAAUGGCAGUGAUAGUGAAGAUCCUACUCCUGGUGAUGCAUCCACCAUCAAAAGUAUCGAGGCAGCAAUCACAAAAUAUGCAGCUCUCUAUGCUAUUUUGUAUUCUCCCUUUUUGACGAAGGGUUCCCUUAUGGCGGAACUAGACAGUGAUUUCCAUUCAUGGGCACCAGCAACAGUGUUUUCGUCUGUUGGAAAUUUCAAUCAAUUCUGUGUUCACAAAGUCUUUGAAAUGAAAUAUCCUAUAUUAACUAAGGAGCUCAGUGACCAAUCUGGGGCUAUGCCUUGUGUACCAGUGCUAAAGUCAGGCCAUGGCCCAACUCCAGAACAACUUCAGGAAUAUCUAGGAGUAAACCCUGAUUCUGCCAACCCAAUCGACCACUUGCCCUUGUUCUUAUUCCCAGACAAUGACCGAUCCCAUCGUCAGCAUGUGUUUCGCUCACAAAUUGUUGCAGCUUGCUACAACAAGGCAAUAAUUGUCCUUGUGUUUGGUCCUUCUGCACUCAUUGUCCCUGUUUCUUCCAUCCCCCUUCCAGGAUCUCCUGAGCUAGAGGAUUGGGAGCCUGCCAAAGGAUGUGCAUCACAAAAGGCACUAGGCAUCACAUAUGAGGUAACUGAAAUCACGCCUGGUACUUUGGCUAUUGUUUCAAUGCUGGUCUAUUUCAUUUUAUCUGGGGACACUGAGAUGGCCUCUGGUUCUGGCAAGCCCAGUGCCACUAACUAUGUCAAUAUCCUUCUUAACCUAUAUGGUUUUAUCUUUACGGUGCUUCAACGAGAGAAAACUGCCAAUGUCCAACCAAUGCAUGAGACCAUGAAUUGGUACCAGCAUUUGUUGUUUGGUGCUCCUGCAGGGGCAGGGGGUGAACACACAUCAGGACAAGUUGGACAUCUUUCUUUGGGCCUGAGUGCUCUUCUUGAAGAAAUGGAUCUUAAUGAAGCAGAUCCAGAUGUUUCCUCUGAAGUGCCUCGACCAGAACCAGAUGUAGAGACUGAAGUGGCAACCACCCUAGUCAGCUUGGAUGAGGGAGGGAGGACAAGGCAUGAGCGCAGGGGCCAGGCCCACAGAGAUGAUGGUCCCAGCAGUGACAGUUCUCAUGAAGUUAGUCGUGGAAGGAGAGGCCAAAGAGGUGGAGCCAAGGGCAACAGGAAUUGCAGAGGUCGUGGAAGACAUGGAGGCAACAGUGCUGCACCUGGUGAUGAGUAG